AUGAUUUUUCAUGUUAUCGUGCUUCUGUUUUUUAUUGGAGCUGCAAAGGCACAGGCUGAAAUUUCAAAUACCACUCCUGGGACAAUAUAUAAUGUGACUGUUUCUUCGGUUUCCUCUUCAGUGUAUAGUUUACCUGUCAGCAGAACAGUAACAACUAAUGUAACUAAUCCAGGACCUCCUGUUUUCCUAGCUGGGGAAAAAGUUGGAUCUGCAGGAAUUCUCCUUUCAUGGAAUAUACCACAUUUCCCAAAUGGGAGAAUUAUAUCCUACAUAGUUAAAUAUAAAGAGGUUUGUCCUUGGAUGCAAAAUAUUUACACCCAAGUUACAACAAAACCAGAUAGUUUGGAAGUUCUACUAACCAACCUUAACCCUGGAACAACUUAUGAAAUUCAGGUUGCUGCUGAAAAUAGUGCUGGCAUUGGAAUAUUUAGUGAGCCAUUUCUCUUUCAAACUGCAGAAAGUGCACCUGGUAAAGUGGUAAAUCUCACAGUUGAAGCUUUCAACCACUCAGCUGUAAAUCUGAUUUGGUUCUUGCCACAACAGCCAAAUGGGAAAAUAACUAGUUUCAAAAUCAGUGUAAAGCACGCAAGAAGUGGAAUAAUAGUGAAGGAUGUUUCUGUUAAAGUGGAAGACCUUUUGUCUGGCAGGUUACCAGAAUGCAAUGAUAACAGUGAAUCAUUUUUAUGGAGUACUACCACUCCUUCAACUACAUCUAGUAAAACCACUAUGUUUAUCUCAAGUACAGUUGUUCCCAAGGCAAUGAGUUCAGUUUGGAAUGAACCUGUCAGUUUUGUCGUGACUAAUCUUAGGCCAUACACAACUUAUCUUUUUGAAGUUUCAGCAGUAACCACUGAAGCAGGUUAUAUUGACAGUGCAAUUGUCAGGACACCAGAAUCAGUUCCAGAAGAUCCUCCUCAAAAUCUUGUCACGGGAAAUGUUACAGGAAAAUCUUUCUCAAUUUCAUGGGAGCCACCAAACAUUGUUACUGGAAAGUUUACUUACAAAGUGGAAUUAUAUGGACAAACUGUUCGUAUUUUGGAUAACAGCACAAAAGAUCUCAAGUUUACAUUUAAUAAUCUAGUACCAUUUACAUUAUAUGAUGUGUUUGUUGCUGCUGAAACAAGUGCUGGAGUGGGUCCAAAGUCAAAUAUAACAAUUUUCACACCUGCAGGAGUUCCAGGACCUGUAUUUGAUUUGCAUGUAGUAGAGGAAGCAGCGACCUUUGUCAGAAUUGCUUGGAAAAAACCACAGCAAUCAAAUGGAAUCAUCACUCAGUACCGAGUUAAAGUUUCACAUGAGGAAGCAGAGGAGAUCCUUGAAGAUACAAUUCUAACAGAGAAAAUUAAGGAUUUUACUGAAUCUGGGGAUACAGAUAUGAUAAAAGAAUAUGCAUUAUCUUCCUCACUGAAUAAAAUAAAAACAGUGACCAGUUUAUAUGAAGGUUCAGCUGAAAUCUUCCCAAGAGUACAUGAAUUUUCUCCAGUAAAAUACACUGUUGAUAAUUUUCCUGUUGAUAAUUUUCUAACUUUAAAUGAUGAGGCGGAACUAUAUUUAAAUUCUGAAUAUGAAACAUUUGAUACCAUCAAUCUUUCAGUUGAGCAGCUGUCAUAUCGUGUAAAUGGACUCCAGCCUUUCACUAAAUAUGCAAUUGCUGUGUCUGCUUUUACCAUCAUUGGAGAAGGACCACCAGCUAUUCUCAUUUCUAAGACAAGUGAACAAGUUCCAAGUUCUGUGGAAAAUAUAAAUUAUAAAAAUAUUAGUUCAUCUUCAAUUUUGCUCUUUUGGGAUAAACCAUUAAAUCCCAAUGGAAAAAUCACACAUUACACAGUUUAUGCCAUGGAGGUGGAUACCAACAGAGCUUUUCAACUGACUACAUCAGAAAAACACAUAUUGAUUACAGACUUAAAAAAGUACACAGAUUAUAAAAUGAGGGUAACAGCUUCCACAACUGUUGGAGAAAGUGCACUUUCUGAAGACAAUGAUAUUUUUAUAAGAACACUUGAAGAUGAACCCAGUUCACCACCUCAGAAUGUUGAGGCAUUAGAAGUGACUGCCUCAGAAGUCAACUUAAGGUGGUUACCACCUGAAAUGCCUAAUGGGAUGAUAACUCAUUAUGAAAUCAUGUCUGAUAAUGGCAGUAUUUUAAUAAUUAAAAAUGCUACAACAACACAUCUUAUUUUAAAUGAGUUGAACCCAUACACUUUGUAUAACAUUUCGGUAAGAGCAUUCACUCGCCUCGGUCAUGGGAAUCAGUCAUCUGACCCAUUAUCUGUAAGAACAGCUGAAACUGUACCUGACUUUCCACCCCAAAAUAUAACUUACAGGAACAUGUCUUCUUCAGCAAUAGAGUUAUCAUAUUUUCCUCCAUCUGUCCCCAAUGGCAUUAUAAAGACAUACACUAUAUAUCUCAGAGUGAUUAAUGGAAGUGAAGUAAGAGUCAUCAACACAACAUAUCUGUCCCUAAAUAUUACAGGCUUAAAAAAAUAUACAAAAUAUCUGGUUGAAGUAUCUUCAAGCACUGUAAAAGGUGAAGGACCUCAGAGUGCACCAUUGGAUAUAAUAACUGAUGAAGAUGCUCCUAGUUCCCCUCCAAGAUUGCUCACAGUAAAACAGUUAGCUGAUGCCAUUGUGGUGUUGUCAUGGCAACCGCCACUUGAGCCAAAUGGAAUUAUCCUUUAUUAUACAGUUUAUAUUUGGAAUAUUAUGUCAAGAAAUAUCAAUGUAUCUGAACCAUCACUAGAAUUAACAGAUUUAGAAUAUAACAAAAAAUACCGUGUUUAUGUAACAGCAAGUACCAGAUUUGGUGAUGGAAAUAUAAAAAGUGACACAACAAGUUUCAGGACCUCUGAAGGAGCUCCAGGUGAUCCACCUAAAAACUUGUGGUAUAAAAAUCUCACUUCAUCGUCAGUAAGAAUAUUCUGGGAUCCUCCUCAAAAACCUAAUGGUGUUAUUCAGUUUUAUUCAGUUUACUACAAAAAUGAUUCUGACACUUAUGUACAGAAUUUUACCACUUCCACAAUUGACACCAGUGCUGAUAAUUCAACUUUAUCGAUAGUAUUAAUCAAUUUAGCAAAAUGGAGACACUACACACUUUGGUUAACUGCAAACACAGCCCUUGGGAAUGGAAAUCAAACUAGUGAAAUAAUGCAACUAUAUACAGACCAAGAUUUACCUGAUGGACCUGUUAAUCAGCUGGCCUAUCAGAACAUUUCUUCCACGGUAGUAAAUGUAAGCUGGAUUCCACCAAUGCGGCCCAAUGGACUCAUCUUCUAUAAUAUUUCAUUAACAAUGAAGGAUACUCAAACAAAUCAUGAGAUUUUGUCGCUUCUUCUAUAUGAUACAAACAUAAUUUUUAAUAAGUUGGAAAAAUAUGCAAACUAUCUUCUAAACAUUACUCCAGCAACAGAAAAAGGGUCAUCGGAAAUGUAUACUUUAAGUUUAUACAUCAGAACUGAAGAAGAUGCUCCAGACUCUGCACCUAUUUUGAAAACUUACAGAAACCUUUCAUCUACCUCAGUGAUGUUAUCUUGGGAUCCUCCAUACCGGCCAAAUGGCAUUAUAAGAGGCUAUGACUUAAAGCUACAAGGGCCAGAAAAAAAUGUUUCUUCCACUACCUCCAAUAAUUCAAUUAUUUUAGAAGACCUUUUGCCAUUUACUUUAUACAGCUUUUUUGCAUCCGCUAGAACUGUAAAAGGGCCUGGUCCAUAUGCUGUUCUUAUGUUCUCUACAGAUGAGUCAGUCCCAUUGGCACCUCCAGAGAAUCUGACAGUUAUCAAUUACACGUACAACUCUGCAUGGCUGAAAUGGGAUCCAAGUCCUAGGCCAAAUGGUGUCAUUAAAAUAUAUGUUUUUAAUAUUUCUGAAAACAAUAAUCAAGCUACUUUUUAUCAGAACAUUUCAGGUUCACACAGUGAAGCUAAUAUACUUGGAUUAGAACCAUUCUCAAUGUAUUCCAUCAGUGUUUCUGCAUUUACAAAAGUUGGAAAUGGCAAUCAAUUUAGUAACCUUGUACAAUUCACAACAAUGGAAUCAGCACCAGAUAUUGUCCAGAAUAUCCAGUGUAUUGCAACCAGUUGGCAGUCAGUCUUACUCCAAUGGGACCCUCCUUUGAAAACAAAUGGAAUAAUUACAAAUUACAUCGUAACAUUUAGAGAGAAUUCAACUAUCUCAUCAUCUCAUAAUGAAACAUUGUGUAUUUUGAGAAACUUGUUAUCCAAUACAACUUACCAGUUUAAAAUAAAAGCUGCAACAGCUGCUGGAAAAGGGAAAGAACAGUUAUGCAAUGCCAGCACAUUUCCAGAAACAGCUCCAAGCACUCCAAGAGAUAUAAUAUUUUCAAAUAUUCAGUCAACAAAUGUGACCUUGAAAUGGAUAAUGCCAGUUACUAUUUUGGGCUACUUUCAAAACUACAAGAUUACUACACAGUUACAAUCCAUCCAUUGCAAUAGUUGGGAUUCUUCUGAAUGUAUUGAAUAUGAGAAGGAGCAACACUCAUAUCUUGCUGAUAAAGUUGCAGAAGAAACAGUAAAUGAUCUGAAAAAAUUUAGAUGGUAUCGAUUUAGUGUUUCUGCUAGUACAAAUGCUGGUUAUGGCAAUUCUACACCUUGGAUUGUCACACAAACUCUUCCUGGCUCUCCAGAUGCUCCUCCAGCGAAUGUAACUGCAGUAGCUACAUCUCCUUACAGUAUUAACAUUAGUUGGAGUGAGCCUACCAUAAUUACUGGACCAACAUUCUAUCUCAUUGAUAUUUCCUCAGUGGAUACAGAUUACUAUCAAGCUUCAUUUGUCAAAGCAAAUUAUGAGGAUAAAACUCAAAGUAUUUCAGGAUUGAGAGCAUUUACAAGGUAUUCCAUAGUAGUCACUGCUUUUGUAGAAGAUGUUCAGACUGCACAUACUGAAGGCAAGUCUAGUACUUCGGUUAUUGUUUCCACUUUUGAAGCAGUGCCCAGGGACCCACUUAACAAUGUAACUUUUCAGAAGAUACCAGAUGAAGUAACAAAAUUUCAGGUGAUGUUUUUACCACCCUCUGAACUCAAUGGGAAUAUUCAAAUAUAUCAAGCUAUGGUAUAUAAAGACGAUGACACAGACAUCUUUCAGAUUUAUAAUUUAAGUAUUAUAGACAGAACAAACAAGUCAAUCACUGCCAUGAUAGAGGGAUUAAAAGGUGGACACACAUAUAAUAUCAGUGUAUAUGCAAUCAAUAGUGCUGGUGCAGGACCAAAGAUUCAACUUAAAAUAACAACAGAUAUUAAAGAACCACCAAGACCUAGUAAGAAGCCAGUGCCAGUUUAUGAUACUAGUGGAACAUUACUUGUCACAGCCACUACAAUUACUAUUCAUAUGCCAGUUUGCUACUAUAAUGAUGAUCAUGGGCCUAUUAAGAAAUUACAAAUUCUUGUUGCAGAAGCAGGAGUUCAGAAUGAUGACAAUGUCACCAAGUGGUAUGAUGCAUAUUUUAAUAAAGCAAGGCCUUAUUUGGUAAAUGAAGGCUUUCCAAAUCCUCCAUGUGUAAAAGGGAGCGAAGGACUGAGCAGCAAAGAAGAUAUUUAUGUAAUAGGGGCUGAUAGCACUUGUAUGAUACCAGGAAGUGAAGAAAAAAUUUGCAAUGGACCACUAAAACCCAAAAAGCAAUAUGUAUUUAAGUUCAGAGCAACAAAUAUCAGAGGUCAAUAUACAGAUUCAGACUAUUCCAAUCCCAUCAAAACUUUAGGUAACGGGCUAUCUGAAAGAGCUGUAGAAAUAAUACUUGCAGUUACUUUAUGUAUACUCUCUAUUGUUCUCCUGGUGGCUGUAAUUUAUGCAUUUGCAAGAAUUCGUCAAAAGCAAAAAGAAGGGGGUACAUAUUCUCCACGGGAUGCAGAAAUUAUUGACACUAAAUUUAAACUGGACCAGUUGAUCACAGUGGCAGACCUGGAUAUGAAGGAUGAAAGAUUUACACGGUUACUUAGUUAUAGAAAAUCCAUCAGGCCAAUAGGCAAGAAAUGUUUUCUGCAACAUGUCGAAGAUCUUUGCACAAAUAACAACAUCAAGUUUCAGGAAGAAUUUUUGGAACUCCCCAAGUUUCUUCCAGAUCUUGCGUUAACUGAUGCCGAUCUUCCUUGGAACAAAUCUAAAAAUCGUUUUCCAAACAUCAAACCAUAUAAUAAUAAUCGAGUGAAGUUAAUGCCUGAUGCUUGUGUACCAGGAUCUGAUUAUAUUAAUGCCAGCUAUGUAUCUGGCUAUGUAUGUCCAAAUGAAUUUAUUGCUACUCAAGGACCAUUACCAGGCACAGUGGGAGAUUUCUGGAGAAUGGUAUGGGAAACAAGAGCAAAAACUGUUGUUAUGCUAACUCAGUGUUAUGAAAAAGGGCGGAUAAGAUGCCAUCAGUAUUGGCCUGAAGAUAACAUUCCAGUUACCGUUUUUGGAGAUAUAGUGAUUACUAAAUUAGUGGAAGAUACUCAAAUAGACUGGACCAUCAGAGAUCUAAAAAUUGAAAAGCAUGGGGAUUGUAUGAUGGUACGUCAGUGUAAUUUUAUUGCCUGGCCUGAACAUGGAGUACCUGAAACAAGUGCAUCAUUAGUCCACUUUGCAAAGCUGGUCCGAGGCAGCCGAUCACAUGACAACACGCCCAUAAUUGUUCACUGCAGUGCUGGAGUUGGAAGAACAGGAGUUUACAUUGCUCUUGACCAUUUAAUACAGCAUAUAAAUGACCAUGAUUUUGUGGAUGUCUAUGGACUUGUAGCUGAACUAAGAAGUGAAAGAAUGUGUAUGGUACAGAAUCUGGCACAGUACAUAUUUUUACAUCAGUGUAUUCUGGACUUGCUGACAAUCAAGAACAACCAGCCUAUAUGUUUUGUUAACUAUUCAGUUUUGCAAAAGAUGGAUUCUUUGGAUGCAAUGGAAGGUGAUGUGGAACUAGAGUGGGAAGAAACUACUAUGUAAAUACACAGAUGAAAAUGCAUUCCAUUUCAGGAAACAUAUGCUUGUGUUCAUGUUGCUGUUGUUUCACAAUAGAGGCCAAAACAUAUCCCCAUCAUACAAAUGAUUAUAAACAAAAAUAUUUUUGUAGCAAAAUAAAAUUAUAAUAGUUGUUUUAUAUUCCAUGUGCCUUCACAAAUAAUAUAAAUUAUUAAAUUAUAAUUUUAUAUUGAGUAAAAUCUGAUUAGUAUAA
Molecule: messenger RNA, 7150 nt
Organism: Protobothrops mucrosquamatus (brown spotted pit viper)
Lineage: Eukaryota; Metazoa; Chordata; Lepidosauria; Squamata; Viperidae
Gene: PTPRQ
Product: protein tyrosine phosphatase receptor type Q
Exons: 45
Coding region: 1-6921 (2306 amino acids)
Biological process (GO): protein dephosphorylation
Molecular function (GO): protein binding; protein tyrosine phosphatase activity
Source: RefSeq, a predicted model, not a curated record